AUGUUCUCUCGUGCGUUCUCCCGUGUUCCCCUGCUCUCUUCCUUUGUUCCUUCUUCUUCUUCUUCUUCUUCUUCGCCGAAGGAGGGUCCGGUACACCCUUCUGAAGCAGCCACUCCUUCUGUUUCCUUUUUGCAGCCUGUGACUCGUGUUUUUUCUGCUUGUUCGUCGUUCUUUUUGCCUGUGCGUUCUCUCGAAGGCGCGUCCCCUCGUUCGAUCCUGGUGAAGCCUGUGGACGGCGACGUCCGCAAGGUGAAGCCGAAGAAGAAGGUCUCGUGGGCGGAGACCAACACUGUCACUACCGUUUCUCGAUGGCUCGUUCCUGGCGUUAACGUCUGGAGCGAUGAGGAUCUGACUGAUCCGUCCAUUCGUGAAUUUGAUAUGGUGAGUACUCGUCCGAGUACUCCCGUCCGCUCAUUUAACCCUCAUGCCUUGGGGGCUCUGGCCUUGCUUGGUCUCUGUGUCUUUCCUUUGAUCACGAUGUACAUCGAGUCACUCUUUUGA
Molecule: messenger RNA, 501 nt
Organism: Aspergillus aculeatinus CBS 121060
Lineage: Eukaryota; Fungi; Ascomycota; Eurotiomycetes; Eurotiales; Aspergillaceae
Exons: 1
Coding region: 1-501 (166 amino acids)
Source: RefSeq, a predicted model, not a curated record